Portunus trituberculatus (swimming crab) is the source of this 3317-nucleotide messenger RNA. Its product is annotated as piwi-like protein 1. Gene Ontology annotation, biological process: regulatory ncRNA-mediated gene silencing. Gene Ontology annotation, molecular function: protein binding; piRNA binding. Gene Ontology annotation, cellular component: P granule. Lineage: Eukaryota; Metazoa; Arthropoda; Malacostraca; Decapoda; Portunidae. The record is from RefSeq and is a predicted model, not a curated record.
GGUAAAGACGCCAUUGCUUAGAGGACGUUAACCGCUGCUCUCUGAGACGUUACCGCUGUUUGGCCGUGAAACCCUCAUAAACCCCGUGUGUUGCAGCAGUGUAGGAUGAAGGGCUCUGGCAAGGGUUCAGGGGAGGGGCGGGCACGAGGGAGGUCUCGUGGCCAGGAUAAGCCUACAUCAAGUGAGGUGCCGGGGGUAGACAAGCCCACACCUCACUCCAGGCCCAUUGCUUCCUCCAGCAAGUUGACGAAGCCUGGCCCGAUCACUGCCGCCGAGGAGGAGAGGGAGGGGAAGGGCCGGGCCAGGGGACGCAGCACCCACCUGGAGCAGGAGAAGGGCAAGGCUCCCCCCCGUGGUGCUCAGGAGGGAAGGGCGACAUCCAGGGGAGGAGCGGAAGGGUUCUCUGGCAAGCAGCGGCAUGUGACUGAGGCAAUGGGUGCUAUGAAGAUCCAGGAGGGAGGUUCAGAUACUAGCGAUGACACCAGCAAUGGCAACGUGCAGUCUGUGGGGCGUGGCAUGGUGCGCGGGAAGAGGGACAUCAGCCAGAUUGUGUGGACCAAGCCAACCAACAUGGUCAUGAAGAAAGGGACGUGUGGCCGUAAUCUAUCCCUCUUGUGCAACUACUUCCCCAUCGCUAAAAUGCAGGGUGGGAACUACAGUGUGUACCAUGUGGACUUCAGUCCUGAGGAAGACCACACUCCACUGAGGAAGAAGCUCAUGGCCCAGCAUCGCACCACUCUGGGAACCUACCUCUUUGACGGCAUGAAGCUUUGCCUCUCAAAAAAGCUGGGAUCAGAGAUAACAGAGCUGGUGUCAAAACGAGAGGAUGAAUCUGUGGUGCUGCUCAAGGUGAAGUUUAUAAAGGAGAUCAGCUUCAUGGACACAGAGUAUAUACACCUGAUGAACAUUCUUCUGAAGCGUUGCAUGGAGUAUCUCAACAUGCAGCUCGUGGGCAGGAGUUACUACAAUGUCAAUGCUGCUAUUAAGAACGAAAGACAUGGGCUCAUCGUGUGGCCAGGUUUCUGCAGCUCCAUCCGCCAGCAUGAGGAAUCCCUUCUGCUCAACGCUGAUGUCUCACACAAGUUUCUGCGGCAGGAGACAGCUUACCAGGUGAUGCUGCGCCGUACCCCAAAUCCAAAAGAAGCAGCAAUGGCCAACCUUCUGGGGGCCGUGGUGGUGACGUACUACAACAACAAGUCCUACAGGAUUGAUGAUAUUGCCUGGGACCUCAAUCCUCGAUGCAAGUUUCCAUAUAAGGGGAAGGAAAUCACCUACAUGGAUUUCUACCAGACUCGUUACCAAGUGAAGAUCCGCGACGUGAACCAGCCCCUGUUGGUGUCAAAACCCAAGAAGAAGGACCUGCGGCGAGGCUGUGAGAACAUCAUCCUUGUGCCUGAGCUGUGUCUAAUGACGGGCUUCACUGACGAGAUGCGCGACUUUAACAUGAUGAAGGACCUUGCCGAGUACCUUCGCAGCCCCCCGGACCAAAGGGUUAACUCUCUCAUGGCCUUCAACAGCCAUCUUGUCAGGCAUGAAAGGGUGAAGGAGGAGAUGGCCAGCUGGGGUCUUGAGAUCUCCAACAGGCUACUGGAGGUUAAUGGCCGCAUGCUCCCUGAUGAGGUCAUUCUACAGGGCGGGGAGACUGUCCAGUAUAACAGGAACUUUGCAAGCUGGUCUAAAGAAACGCAGAAAUUGAAGCUAAACCAACCGGUCCAGUGGAAAAACAUCACAAGAAAUGAACUCCUGACGUUCAUAGCCGUCACGCUUCUUAUGAGUCAUUCGAGAAAAGCUUUGAGGGGUGAAUUCUUUGUCACCUUCCAGAACACAAUGGUGAUAGGAUAUGAUGCCUACCAUGAGAAGGGGUCGAGAAAUGUGUCGUGUGGUGCGGUGGUGUCCUCACUCAACCAAGGCCUGUCUCGCUACCUCUCCCAGGCCGCCACACAUAAGAACAACGAGGAAUUGGCCAAUAACUUUACCCUCGGAGUGAAGAGUGAGCAUUUCUGUCCCCCUCAGCUCAGUUCAUUAGUUUUGCCUCCUCGUUCCUCCUCUGUGCCACCACAGAAAUGCUUCCAGGAGAUGUUUGCCAAGGCUCCAGAGUUUGCCUUCACCAUUGUGUCCAAGAGGAUUAACACUAAGUUUUUCAGCAAGCAAGGUAGUGGAGUAGUUAAUCCGCCGCCUGGCACUGUGGUGGAUGAUGUUGUUACCCUGCCAGAGAGAUACGACUUCUUCCUGGUGCCUCAGAGUACUCACAUAGGCACCGUCUCACCAACCUCCUUCAACGUCAUUGCCGACACCACAGGGCUUAAGCCAGACCACAUGCAGAGGCUGGCUUUCAAACUGACCCAUCAAUAUUACAACUGGCAGGGUACGGUUCGUGUCCCAGCACCCUGUAUGUAUGCCCACAAGCUUGCCUUUAUGAUGGGACAGGUGGUGAACAAGCAGCCUCACCAGAACCUCGUCACCUCACUCUGGUACUUGUAAGAUGGGUGGCCGCUAGCUAGGAAUAGAGAGGAAAAGAUGCUAACCCACAGAGGAAGAUAAGAAUGAUUAAUUAACAGAGUGUCACCAUUUAGGGCAUUAUGACACUGUUACACCGAUUAUUAGGAUGUGAAUCACCAGAGUGGCAUUUUUGGUACAUAUUUCAAGUAUUUUUUCUAUGUAUAUUGUUAUUAAUUUGUAUUUAUUUUUGUGUGUAAACUAUAAUCUUAAGGGAGUGUAUUAAUUAUAUCUUUUUUCAUUAUUAUUUUGUAUUUUUUUGUAAAUGUUGAUAUCAAUUUGUAUUUAUUUUUGUGUGUAAAACUUUAAUCUUAAGGGAGUAAAUUAUCUCUUGAAUCACCAAAACCAUUAUUAUUUUUUGUGUAUUUUUGUAAAUGUUUAUCAAUUUAUAUUUAUUUUGUACGUAAACUGUGCUCUAAUCUUAAGGGAGUGGAUUAUCUCUUUUCAGUUACCAGAGCCAUUAUUAUUUCUAGUGUAUUUAGCAUAUUGUGAGUAUUUUCUGUCAACUAACUCAUAUAUUGAAUACUCGAAAAUUAAUGUGUUAUAUUCUGAUGCGUGUGGCUUUGUUAUAGUCACCCUGUGGACUCGUUAGAAUGAGGAAGUACUGCAGGUGUAAAGAGUAGACGAGCUCUAUUGCUGUCAUUCAGAACUCUCAAGUGUGUGUUGUGAAGUACAGUGUGGCUACCUUCAUUGGACACCUGUAGUCAGAAGAAUGGUAAAAAGGAGUCUUGUAUAUAUUUCUCUUAGUGUGUCUUAUAGUGUUAGCCUGAGUGGAUGCCCUUCCUAACCUCGGACCGUGCGUGGCCAGGAUUUGAACCCGU